AUGGGUAUCCAAAGGAAAUCUAAAAGAAGUUUGCUGGACUUAAUAGAGUCCCAGCCCGGAAAGGAUGCACUUGGGAAACCAACUCAGCCCAAACUUCCUCCUCCUUUUCCUCAGCCAUAUUUGCCAUCCAGACUUGAACCUAUUGACCUGAAGAGAAAGAGAGAGCAGAAGGGCAAGGAGGUAUUGGAGGCUGGGAGAUCUCGCCCUAUGCCUGAAGAAGAGACCCAACGGGCUGCAAAGCAGCAAAAGACUGGACAAGCAGGGCAGAGAGGCUUAAAGAGGAGAGACAAUCAGCCACCUAAGCCUCAAGCUUGGCUUCCAGCUCCAAUGCUCAAUGGUGAACCCUUGAGGGAUAAUGCAUCCAUCAGGGAUUUCCAUGGAGGCAAUGGAUGCCAUGUGGCCUCAGCUUUGGAAGAGGCUUUACUACUCCCCACUGAUAUGGCCGAGCUGCGGUCUAUCAGAAAGCAUGAGGUUUUCCUUAACCUCAAAAGAUAUCUGGGCAUGCUAGAAGACGAGAGGACUAGGCGCGUGGCAGUUGUGGAGUCGUUUAACAUUGUCGAUCAGUCCAACAAGGAUCUAAGGAACAAACUGAAAGAGGAGGAACAGUUGGCUUCUUCUAAAGAGCAAAUAGUGGCUCUUCGGAAGAAGUUAGAGGAAGUCCAAAAGCAGAAGGAUCAAGCUGAGAGGUCUAAAGAUGAGGCUGAGAAAGCUAAAAGGGAGGUUAAGAAGGCUCAGGAUGAGGCUGAGCAGCACGGUUACGACGUCGGAGUAGCCGAGACCGAGGAAACCCUUAGGGCCGCUUCUUCUGAACUGAGAAAACCAGAAAAUAUCUACUACCCACCAGCCAUACGAGCCUCAGACCUUCCUCCCACUCAAGGUGAAGUAGCCUCUGCAUUUGCUAACCUUAUUGAAGAGACACAGCCUCAGGAUCCUCCUCCUCCUAGUCAGCAGGAGCAAGCAAAAGAAUCUGAAGCUCCCAAGGAAAUCUCCUCUGAUGUGGAUAGGCCUUUGGACAAGACUACAGAGGUUCCACAAGAUGGGGCAGCUUCCCAAAGUUUUGAACUAGUCUUAGCUUUAGUCACCAUGCCUGCCAAGGAAGCUUCUAAGGAGAAAGAAGAGGUGACUCCUACUGAGGCAGCUAAUCAAGCUGACAAGACCUCCACGGAUAGGCUUCAGAUAAAGUUGAAACCAUGA
Molecule: messenger RNA, 1194 nt
Organism: Quercus lobata
Lineage: Eukaryota; Viridiplantae; Streptophyta; Magnoliopsida; Fagales; Fagaceae
Product: ensconsin-like
Exons: 4
Coding region: 1-1194 (397 amino acids)
Source: RefSeq, a predicted model, not a curated record